Molecule: messenger RNA, 240 nt
Organism: Aspergillus eucalypticola CBS 122712
Lineage: Eukaryota; Fungi; Ascomycota; Eurotiomycetes; Eurotiales; Aspergillaceae
Exons: 3
Coding region: 1-240 (79 amino acids)
Source: RefSeq, a predicted model, not a curated record
AUGUUUGUCCGGCCGCAGGGCGGUGAGGGAUCUUCGUCUGUUCGGAUGGUCGAUGCCACUUCCAUGCCAUCGAUACCCUCCCUGAAUGGCCCAUGGAGCAACGCCCAAAUCUGGAGAUACAUACUGUGGCCUUCGUCCCGUGGGUGUCCAUCACGUGAGAUUGAAUCUAGUGGAUUGCCACUUGAAUUCUGGACAAUCUCUUCCAUUGCUCCCCGUGUGUGGUACAGGCUACAUGGUUGA